Molecule: messenger RNA, 1281 nt
Organism: Eleginops maclovinus (Patagonian blennie)
Lineage: Eukaryota; Metazoa; Chordata; Actinopteri; Perciformes; Eleginopidae
Exons: 1
Coding region: 559-1281 (240 amino acids)
Biological process (GO): signal transduction
Source: RefSeq, a predicted model, not a curated record
AUAAAAACACACAUUUAAAAUAGAUGUGUUUAUUAUAGACACGUUAGCAGCAGUACUAGCAUAAUGCUAAAAUUACAUCAGGACAAAAGGUAUGCUAGUACACACCGGACACCAAGGAAGGAUUCUCCCCACAUGACUGUCUGAAGCUGAACUGCCAAUCAGAGCACGGAAAAGCUCAGAGUCUCUCUUCAUCUUCAUCUUCAUCUGGUCAUUGCUGUACUCGGAUGAGACUCAGUGGUGUGUGAUCUUCAGACAGCUGUUGAUGGAUUUUAUUUGAGUUUAAUCUCACAGUGUUUCAGGACUCUGGGGGCUUUGAGGAUGGGGGGGUGUUUUGUAGAACAAGAGGUUAAAACACGUAAGAUGUCGGCUCCAGGAGUACAGGAUGGUUUGGGUGAUGUAGAGGCCAGUAUCUGUCAUUUUAUUUGUUCAUCUUCAUAUCAUGAAUGAUUCCAACGCUUGCAGCUCUGGGACUUUUUAUCCAGGUUUGUUUGUCAGCCGUUGUUCCUGACACUUCCUGUUUCUCCCCCGUCAGACCAAUCAGAGUCCAUCCUGUACGCCAUGCAGCGAAGCCGCCGCCUCGUCUUCAUCCUCAGCCCGGACUUCCUGUCCGAGAAGAGCUUCAGCCUGCUGGAGUGUCGGCUGGGUUUGUACCUUCAGCACAACCAGCGGGCCUCCAUCGCUGCCGUUGUGUACCGCUCCGUCAACAAGCUGCCCUGCGCGGAGGCGGCUCAGCUCCGUCAGGCCGCCGCCGCUACCGUCACCUGGCGAGGUUCCCGGUCCGAGCCUCGGCGGUCCCGCUUCUGGCUCCGGCUCCGGCUGGCGCUGCCCGUCAGGCCGCUGGCACUGGGCCGGAGGAUGAUUGACAGCACGUCGUCGCACUCGGACCUGGCGGCGCUGGCUCUGCAGAAGGUGCAACAACACAACCAGAGAGCCAAUCAGAGCCGGGGAGGCAGGCGGGCACCACCCAGAGGGGGGAGGGGCCGGGUGAGGAGGGGAGGGGUGGCGGGGUCACAUGGUACCAGCUGCUCGGGGUGCGCUUGGGUUAUAGGUCAGGUGCAGGACAGGGGGUCAGGGCCAACAGUGGAGAUGCAGCAGAUGUCACAUGACAGGACUGAACCCCCCCCACAGCCAGACUGUCACUCAUUUCCGGACCCCGUUCCCACACUUGGCUCCGCCCAAGACACCACCCUCCCGACAUGCCAGCAGAUGAUUGGCGCCAGGACUUCUGAGUCACCAGGAAAAGGGGAGGGGCUUGUUGUUAAAGCGACACUCAUCAGCUAG